AUGGAUUCACGAAAAAAAACCACGACUAAAAAAGAAGCAUUCUCAGCAUUAACAACAUUCUAUUUAUUUAUCUAUAAUGGUAUUCUUACUGUUGGGUGGUCAUUUAUCUUGUAUGCAACAGUAAAUCAGGUAAUGACCUAUAAAUCAGUGGGUGAUUUGUGGGAAUGUCGUGGACUUUGGAAGGCUAUUGAAUUACAACUUAAAAUUUGCCAAACAGCAGCUUUUCUUGAAGUCAUACAUGCCAUGUUUGGUCUUGUUCGAUCAAAUCCAAUGAUUGUGUUAGUUCAAAUUAUGUCUCGUGUUUUUCUUGUUUGGGGUGUUGCUAAUUAUAUUCCACAAACUCAAUUUUCAGUUGGUAUUUUAUUAGCUGUCGUAGCAUGGAGCAUUACAGAAAUUAUUCGAUAUGCCUAUUAUGUUCUUAACUUAUUCCAAGCUGCUCCUCAAAUUCUUACAUGGUGUCGAUACACAUUUUUUAUUAUCCUCUAUCCAAUGGGUGUAACAGGUGAACUAACAACAAUAGCAAAAGCCAUGCAAACAAUCUAUCCCGAAGUAUUUCGAAAUCGAUAUUCAAUUCUUUUACCAAACAAAUUCAAUUUUGGUCUUGAUUAUUUUUAUUUUCUUGCCGUUGUUGUUUGUGCUUAUGCGUAUUUUCCAACGAUGUACAAGCAUAUGUUUAAGCAACGUGCUAAGACCUUGAAUACUUCGCCAUCAAAAAAGGUUGAUUAA
Rotaria socialis is the source of this 726-nucleotide messenger RNA. Lineage: Eukaryota; Metazoa; Rotifera; Eurotatoria; Philodinida; Philodinidae. The record is from the annotation of a GenBank genome assembly.